UUUCGUUUGCACUGGAUUCUCUAGUAUGACAAUUGAUUAUUUCUUAAGAGUGCCUUACAAUGUUCAUUUGAAUUUCGUGUGUGUCAAGCUCUGUCAGAGAGUGAAUAUUUGUACUCUUAUUUUGCAUCGAUUGUGUUUUUACUGUUGACGCCGUAUAUGACUCAAAUGUACAGAGCAUAUUAUAUUAUUUUUAUUAUAUUUUCUUUCAUUAUUGCAGAAAAAAUAUUAUCCCUUGAUUUUGUUUUACAAAUGAAUGGUUUAUUUUUUGUAGGUCUUGCUCUGAUCAAGAUUGUUUUUUUUAUUCCUGACUCAUAUUUGCAAAGAAUGGAUGUGACUGGAGCGCACAUACAGCUCCUCUCUUUUUCUAUUGACAAGUCUAGGCUAUGACUAGUGUAGUGGCAUUACGUAUGUUAGGUCAGCCGAAACGUGCUAUAGAUUUAAUCAGCUAGACCUCUAAGUCAGUGUUAGUAUAUAUUCGCCACUGAUGAACUUGUGGUAUUUGAUUCGUUGAAACCAACUUUUUGUCUUUCGGAGUUUCCAAUUUUCUUAAACUGACAUGUAAUUAAUGUAAAAGUAUGUAAUGGACAAAAGUACUACACAUAAGGUUGCUUGCAAUGAUCUUACUGCGACAAAGAAAAGUGUACAACAAGUUGGCCAGGUUGAGAUCUUCAUUUCACUUAUUUCUUCUUUCCUACUUUGGACAACAUUUUGACUCUUAGUUCAUUUUGUUUUGGAUUUUCUUUAUUGAUUUCAUUUUCUUCUGUAUCUUCCCAUCUUCAAGAAAGUUAUGUUCGGGUCACGAAUCGUAAGCAGACAGGUUUGAUGAAUUGUAUUUAUUUGUAUACAAUACCCUUAUGCAGCCACAGUAGAAAUGCAUGAACAUAGGUCAUAACAUCUAGCUGAACGCUUGUUAAUUAUGAUAUCGCAUGCAUUUUGUCUAACUUUUUUGUAUUGGUACAUUUUUUAUUGAUAAUAUACUGUUUUGUACACUUCAUAUAGUCUUGGUAAAGAUGGUCUCUCUGCCUGUGGCGUACACAAUUAUUUAAAAAAUGUUGUUUGUUUUCGUUGAUUCAUAACUAACAGAAUCGGUGCAUGAGCCUGUAACGUGUUUGUACGAUCAGACUUCCAUAUCGUCACCAGUUAGUAGAAAGAAUUUGAGAUUCCUGUCUAUAUCAUUCAAACCACCAUGUGAUACACUGACUUCACCCCAUAAAACCCUGUAAUUUUGUCGUCUUCUUUGCUUUCCUGCUUAUGUUUUUAGAGCAGGACGUCAAGAUAUGCAUUUUGGUUUCAGGUGUCAGAGUUGGGCUUUUUUCAAGAAAUGCGUGUUUUUCUCGUUGCCAUUGCUUUCGAGAGUGUCUACUACGAUUAAUCUAAGAAAAUUCACGGUACUUUGAUAAUUAUUAUUCUGUGUUCUUUGACAAACAAAACCCUUUCUCACAAAAGUAUUACACAAUUAGGAUGCUAGUCUUUCGAACCCUGAAUCAAUACGAAAAAUAAAAAGAAAGGGAAAAAAAGCAACCAAAAUCAGCACCACGCUGUAUUAACUUUUUCGGCUACGCAUACAGUGAUACACACGUAGAGAGACUGAUAGCGGUUAAGCUUCUGGUGUGGUUCUUCUUUUCCAAGUGCUGUCUGCUUACUUCAGUAACCUCAUUCCGUGACGGAGAUCUGUUCUGUGGACUCUUCCUUUAUGUCUAUGGUGUAGGUUUUGUUUGUUCGCUGUUGUUGUUGAUGUUGUUGUUGUUGUUGUUUUAAAAGGUUGUGGUGAUAGGGGGUGGUAUGAAUAUCUACAAAGCGGUGCUUUGACUUUAGGUAGGACUGCAUAGUUUAUAAUACAAUGCUUUGGAAAGGAUGCGUUUAAUAAUGAACAUUUGCUUUUUAUAUGCAAAGAGUGCUCUUAUCUUAUACUUUUGCAGAACUUUAUUAUAUAUUAUCAUAAAGUUGUUUUCUGUAGCCUUUCGACUGUUUGAACAUUGUCUGGUGUCUUCUUAUGGUGUUGUAUUUUCAUUUUUUUCUCCAGGAACGUGAGGCUGUAAGUCCAAAAAGAAAAGAAUUUGAUAGUCAUUUUCUGCAUACACUGUCCUGCUAUUUUAUCUUCAGCUACCCCACCCCCUUUGAUGCCUGUUUUCUCCCUGAGUCUGUGUUCCAUCUCCUGCUCAGUUCCUGAAAGCCCUCUCUCUGUAUUCGUAGUCUCCCUCCCUCCAGGUCUCCUCACCUCGCAGGAUCUGAGAACCGCACAAUGUACAGAUUGUCUCCCAAGUUGUUGUUCCUACCCGGACGCCCCGUUUCCUCCCCAGUGUAUAUUCAGAUUUCGUCCUCUUUGCUCCAUACUUUUAGCUCUGGACCUGUAUUGUCUUUGUUAUGUAGACGGAAAUCCUUCCCGUUCUGUCUCUUUUCGUUGAUAUUUCAAGCCACUAUCUUAAUAGCCAUUAUCCAUUGCUUUCAAAUCCGAGUUUGUUUUGUUUUUUUGCCCUUUCUUGACAUUUAUUUUAAAGAAGUGCUUUGGACACUCAUCCUCACUCACGACCCGAAGCUACACCUCAUAAUCCAGUAGAACUACUACAUUGCAGACAUUUCUAUUUUGCUUGGAAAGCUAACGCUAACAUAGCGAGCUUAUCUUUUUCAUGUGUUUGUCUUUCGCACCUCAGUAUUUCAUUUAUGUAGUUAGUAGGACUACUAGAGAUACAGUUGCCAUGGUUUCGAAAACUUGCCUCUGUGAAAUAUGGCAUUUAAUUUGUCUUUAUGAACUCAACCUUGAACAUAUAAAAAACUAGACCUUAGCCACUUCUUAGCAUGUUUGAAAAGCAUUCCUUUUGCUCUAGUAUGCUUCAGUAGGUGUUUUCUUUUUCAGCGCAAGACUAUAUAGAAGUAUAAACAUUUGUACAGGUUUAUAAGAUGGUGUUUGCUAAUCUGGACUGCACUAGAUGUAGCUUGGUCUAAUUGAAGUUUUGAAAACCCCUUUCCCGUUGCAAAAGAGACCACAUCAUAUAUCUAGGUCAUCGGUGUUGAGAAUUCUGGAUUCAAAAUCAACUUUUGAUGUUUGUGAACAGAUUUUCGUAUUUUAAAAAAUCCUGCACCGUCUUGAUCAUAGGAGAAGUGUUGGCUGUCCUGACUUUUAUAGUUUGCUGAGUGAAUAGUUCCUGUAACCGGUAUAGAAAGUACCUCUACAUAGACCGGUUUCACUGGCAUGUGACUGUAAUAGAUGACAUAAACUUUGAAAUUAAUUGAAUUCAGGCUUAAAGUUUGGUCCGGUUUUUCAUAGAGACAAUGGCCUAGGCAGCUAGCGGUCUCAAGCCAAACCAGCUCAAUCUCAAUGUGAACCCGGAAAACCACUUUGGGCAGCUUGUCAGACAUUAUGGCUUGAUGUGUCAUAAUAUUAUAUAAGUUGCCACGUUCAAACCGGUACGCUAGUGGCUUACGUUCCCAUUAAUUUUUAAGCACGUAAAGUUGUGAUUGGCAGACGCAGAACAUCUUUACUUAUUAGAAGGAAUUUAAAGUUUGCAUGUCUUAGGCCAGAUUUAGGAACGUUAAUAGUAUAUUAUGAGUGCACUUUGGACUUGUGCAUUUCAACAACUGUAUUUUCUAUUUAAGUUGUUUGUUUGUUUUUAAUUUGAUUUUUACUUGUUAGUGUAUGUAUUGCCUUCUUCUUAAUGUGUCUGUUGCAUGACAAUAAUACACAUCGCAAAUUCACUGUCAGCCGUGCAUAAAGUAAAUGUUGUCUUGCAUGCUGCUCGUGUUAUUCCCCCAUCCAGGAAAAAGAGCGGGAGAAGAAGGAGAACGCCCGGAAUAAGCACAACGCCAUGUAUGACGUGGCUGUGGUCCAGGUAUCCGCGAAGCGCGCAGCCAAUGAGGUGCGUCAGCUUGUGAGCGCUGAGCAACAGAGGGCCAACAAUGACAACGAUGCGGCUUUGUCGGAGAAGGGCAAUGUGAACAACUCAGCUGCUCGUAUCGGAACCAGGGUGAAGCUGGGCGCAGACCUUCAAGCUAGAGAUAAAGAUAACACGGACUCUAAACUGUCCCAGGCCUUCAGUCCCUCCACGAACCAACGAGCCAAAUUUCCGGUCAAAUCAAAGCAAUCAGAAAACCAAAAUGGCAACGUGGCUGAGGUAAACAUCAAUUGCUGCAUACAAUCCUAACGCUGCACUGCUCCAUGUGGGCAUGAUGAAGCUAACCGCUUGCGUACAUUUUGCGUUUUUUAAAACUUAUCAUUAUCUGUUGCAGUUUGCAAGCUUGUAGAUUAGUUACUUGGUGUGAAAACUUACAAUUUCUUAAAUUAGUUUGAAUGGAAGCGAGAAAGGGAGAGGGGUGGGAGAGGGUUUUUGUCUGGAUGAUCGAUAUAAGGACAGGAAGGUGGAGACGAAUAUGGAUGACGGACGGACAUGUAGACUUUAUGAUAGUGUUAUAUCCUGUUCUUGUAUGCAUGAGAGAGAGAGAGAGAGAGAGAGAGAGAGAGAGAGAGAG
This is a messenger RNA of Aplysia californica (California sea hare), 4464 nucleotides long. RefSeq lists its product as uncharacterized. Lineage: Eukaryota; Metazoa; Mollusca; Gastropoda; Aplysiida; Aplysiidae. The record is from RefSeq and is a predicted model, not a curated record.